GCUACACAGUGCACAAUCUCAACGAAACAUGCAGCAACUACCAGGCCGCCUCAUGAGGCCUGUCUAUCUCUCUUCCUUAUCAGCAAUCACCGCCUCCACCUCUACGCUUCGCCAUUUUGCUUCUGCUUCUUCUCACCUCAAAGGUGUUGCAAAGGUUGUUCUUAAAAAGGGGAAGACACAACUCUUUAAGGAUGGCAACCCAAUGGUCUACAGUGGUGCAGUUGAUAGAAUCAUUGGUAGGCCACCACCUAAGACUGGAGAUAUCGUGCUGGUAGCUGAUGGGACAGAGAAACCUAUUGGAUGGGGCUUGUAUAAUUCAGUAUCUAUGUUUUGUGUUCGGCUCAUGCAGCUAGAAGAGGAAGCAGCGAGAGAUCCUUCUUGCGCCCUGAACAUGGAGAAGCUGCUUGAAACAAGAAUUGAUGCAGCUAUAGAAUUACGUCAAAGAUUGGGGCUUCCUUCAGCCAAUACCAAUGCAUAUCGUCUUGUUAACAGUGAAGGUGACAGACUUUCAGGAUUGAUUGUUGAUAUCUUUGGAGAUUUGGCAGUGAUAGCAUCAUCUGCUGCUUGGGUUGAGAAGUACAAACCGCAGAUAGAAGCUUGCAUUGGUAGAAUUGAUGAAAUUAAUCAUUUAAAAUGGAGACCGGCAAUUGAAAUUUUAAAAGAAGAAGGAAUGGAUGCAUCAGAUCUCAAAGAUGUACACCCCUCUACUUGUCCUCAAAGAACAAAGGUCAUGGAAAAUGGGAUAUUUUUUUCUAUCUCACUUGAGGGCCAAAAGACAGGAUUCUAUGCUGAUCAACGUGAGAAUCGUCAGUUCAUAUCAACAAUUUCAGAUGGUCAGAAUGUUCUUGAUAUUUGCUGCUACAGUGGUGGUUUUGCUCUCAGUGCAGCGAGGGGAGGUGCUGUUAAUGUCACUGGUAUGUCUUCACUGCUACCAAAUGCUCCUUUCUCUUUGUUUAGCCACUAAUAUUCGUAGGAGCCUUUCCCCACCACUUAAUUCCUUGUAUUGGGUUACCAAAAUUCGUACUGCUGCCUUUGUCAAUUAAACACACACUUGGACGGACAAUAAGAUACAUAAAUAAUGGCUGAUAGAUGAUGUAAAUUGUUUCUUGGGACUUCUAUGGAAAACUAGUAAUUGUGACUAAUGGAAUUUCUUAUGAAAAGAUGCUUUUUUGUUCAAAAUUUGUGAAUCAGAAUUGUCAGGACCAAGCAUUGGUGGGAAUGCAAUUUCUUCAAAGAUUCUGCUUAUGAGCUUUAUCUAUCACUUACAAUAUUUGUAAGUUUUAUGUACUAGUGUUAUGGGAUCAAUGGAUCAUAGAACAAGCUACAGCCCUGCAUCAUGAACUGGUGGAAGGAAUAAACUAAAUAUUUUAGGCACAAUCCUAUAUAUUUGUCUUAUUUGUGUUGAAGGGAAGGGCUUUUUAUCUGAACAUCUCUAGGCAGAGUGGCAAGAGUAGGAAGAGUAGAGGAAAAGGAUUCAUGUGGCCAAUCCCAACGGCUUUUAAAACCUUCCCCUUGUGUUGAUUCAUCAUUGCCUGCUCUGGAGCUUGCUAGAGAAAAUAUUGUUCUUAACAGUAUGGAUCCAGGAAGAAUAUCAUUUCUAAAGGAAGAUGCAACUGAAUUCAUGAAAGGUGCUCUUUCUAGAAAUGAAACGUGGGAUAUGGUAAUACUGGAUCCUCCUAAGCUAGCGCCAAGUAGAAAGGUUCUACAUAGUGCAUCAGGCAUGUACAGAAAUUUAAACUCAUUAGCAAUGCAAUUGACAAAAAGAGGUGGCCUUCUCAUGACCUGCUCAUGUUCAGGAGCUAUGACACAGAGUGGGAUGUUCUUGCGAAUUCUCCAGGUAUCUGUUUUAUCCCGGCUUUAGAAUGGCAUCAUGAAUACAGUAGUUGUUUUGCUAGUCAUGACCCAAAAAAAUCUCCUUUUUCAAGCUUUUUGGUACUCCUCUUCUUUACAGGGUGCUCAUGUAUUUUGCUUCCA
Messenger RNA from Rubroshorea leprosula, 1974 nucleotides. NCBI's taxonomy places the organism in Eukaryota, Viridiplantae, Streptophyta, Magnoliopsida, Malvales, Dipterocarpaceae. The record is from the annotation of a GenBank genome assembly.